Messenger RNA from Scylla paramamosain (green mud crab), 1665 nucleotides. Its product is annotated as astacin-like. The coding region runs from base 38 to 916 and encodes 292 amino acids. Lineage: Eukaryota; Metazoa; Arthropoda; Malacostraca; Decapoda; Portunidae. The transcript has 6 exons. Gene Ontology annotation, molecular function: metalloendopeptidase activity; zinc ion binding. Gene Ontology annotation, biological process: proteolysis. The record is from RefSeq and is a predicted model, not a curated record.
AUCUUGUCAAUAUCGAAGGCAACAGUUGCAGGUCGUGAUGACCUUCACACGUCACAAGGACACUGCAUGUUUAUCUCGGGAUAUAAAUAAACAAGCAGGCAGUAUUUCUCCUGACUGCAAGAGACUUCGUCCACGGCGUGCCUCUCCACCCAGCAUUAUGCUUCGUCUGGUACUUCUGGCGGCGGCAGUGGCGGCGGUGGCGGCCUCGCCCACCAUCCCUCUGGCGGCCAAGGCGAUGUACAACCCGGAACUCUUCCAGGGUGACAUCAAGGGCAUCGCUGGACAGGAGCCUGGGCACGAGAGGGCGGCCAUCCUGGGACCGCAGUACCUGUGGCCUGGCGGUGUGGUGCCCUACGUCUUCGGCAGCUCCAUCACCUCCCAUCAGAAGAGCAUCAUUCUUCAGGGUAUGAGUGACUUCCACGCCAAGACUUGCAUCAGGUUCGUCGAGAGAACCACUCAGCGCGACUACAUCGAGAUUGUCUCCAACGACAGCGGGUGCUGGUCCUACGUGGGCACGAUCGGAGGCAAGCAGCGCCUCUCUCUUGACGUCAACGGCUGCAUCUACGUGGGCACGGCCAUCCAUGAGCUGAUGCACGCCAUCGGCUUCUACCACGAGCACUGCCGCAACGACCGCGACAACUACGUCACCAUUCACUACGAAAACGUCAUGCCAGGGUACGCUUACGCCUUCGACAAGGACACCUACUGGCAGUACGUGGGCGAGGGCUACAACUACGCCAGCAUCAUGCACUACGGCACGUACGCCUUCUCCGUGAACUGGGGCGUGCUGGAGACCAUCGUGCCCACGGACCCCAACGUGGUGCUGGUCGAGGCUUACGACAAGUAUGAGAUGGAGCACACUGACGCCAACCAGAUCAACAACUUGUACGCCGCCGAGUGUGCGCGGCGCCACUAAGCGAGCCGCCAAAUAUUGACACCAAAAACAUGAUUCUCUUUUUUAACUCCUUCAUAAAGCUUUUACUUACAUACCCAUACCUCCACCGCCACUGCCACCAGCAGAGGGACAUCCACGUCCUCAGCACUGACAGUGGUAAAGUUAGUGCUGCAGUUUGAAAGAUAAAUCACUGCCCGGAUCCAAAAGCUUCGCGUCUACUCACACAAGUCUUUCCUCACGGUCACCUGACUUAAUUAUAGGUUAUGUACAACAGUUCCUGCAAGCCAAAUAAAGGGUAGGAAUCACUUCUCUCUGACUUCUUGAUUUGUUUUAAGAGAGGAGCAUCAAGAGAUCUAGUAGAUUAGUAUCCUCAAGUCAGAAGUUCAGAACAAACGGUCAAGAAGAAAGGCACACCAUUAGGACUCGUACUCAGAAACGCGUUGGUCUCUCACCACGAUUAUUUUCAUGGGCGGUCCUAAUUAGCCGCGUUCUCCAGAGCGUUUCUUUUGGUAAUAACGUAGAAAUCUUGUUCACUAAAAACGUAAAAACACCCUUGAAAACCUUGAGAAAGUAGUGGAUGUAAUGGGAGAGGUGUUUCAGAAUAAGGUCCGCUACACAGAUAGACAUGUUGAUGCCGUCACAACAACUGUACUGUGACUGACGUGUGCACAGGAGAGCUACUACAUUUUUGUUAUGGUUUGUGGUACAGGACUCAUUACAAUAAUACACUAGGAACGCUGUCAAUACCGAAAAUAAAUGAACAGUCAGUA